AUGUCUCCACCCCGACACAUGCCCUCUCCACAACCACACCUACACUCCGACACGUGCCCUCUCCACAACCACACCUACACCCCGACACGUGCCCUCUCCACAACCAUACCUACACUCCGACACGUGCCCUCUCCACAACCACACCUUCACUCCGACACGUGCCCUCUCCACAACCACACCUACACUCCGACACGUGCCCUCUCCACAACCAUGUCUCCACCCCGACACGUGCCCUCUCCACAACCACACCUACACCCCGACACGUGCCCUCUCCACAACCACACCUACACUCCGACACAUGCCCUCUCCACAACCAUGUCUCCACCCCGACACAUGCCCUCUCCAAAACCACACCUUCACUCCGACACGUGCCCUCUCCACAACCACACCUACACUCCGACACGUGCCCUCUCCACAGCCACACCUACACUGCAACACGUGCCCUCUCCACAACCACACCUACACUCCGACACAGGCCCCCUCCAUAACCACACCUACACUCCGACACGUGCCCUCUGCACAACCACACCUACACUGCAACACGUGCCCUCUCCACAACCACACCUACACUCCGACACGUGCCCUCUCCACAACCAUGUCUCCACCCCGACACGUGCUCUCUCCACACCCAAACCUGCACUCCGACACACGCCCUCUCCACAACCACACCUACACUCCAGAACACGCCCUCUCCACAACCAUACUUACACUCCGACACAUGCCCUCUCGACAACCAUGUCUCCACCCCGACACGUGCUCUCUCCACAACCACACCUACACUCCGACACACGCCCUCUCCACAACCACACCUACACUCCAGAACACGCCCUCUCCACAACCAUACUUACACUCCGACACAUGCCCUCUCCACAACCAUGUCUCCACCCCGACACGUGCUCUCUCCACACCCAAACCUGCACUCCGACACACGCCCUCUCCACAACCACACCUACACUCCAGAACACGUCCUCUCCACAACCAUACUUACACUCCGACACAUGCCCUCUCCACAACCAUGUCUCCACCCCGACACGUGCUCUCUCCACAACCACACCUACACUCCGACACGUGCCCUCUCCACAACCAUGUCUCCACCCCGACACGUGCUCUCUCCACAACCACACCUACACUCCGACACACGCCCUCUCCACAACCACACCUACACUCCAGAACACGCCCUCUCCACAACCAUACCUACACUCCGACACGUGCCCUCUCCACAACCAUACCUACACUCCGACACGUGCCCUCUCCACAACCACAACUACACUCCGACACACGCCCUCUCCACACCCAAACCUGCACUCCGACACACGCCCUCUCCACAACCACACCUACACUCCGACACACGCCCUCUCCACAACCACACCUACACUCCGACACGUGCCCUCUCCACAACCACAACUACACUCCGACACGUGCCCUCUCCACAACCACACCUACACCCCGACACGUGCCCUCUCCACAACCAUACUUACACCCCGACACGUGCCCUCUCCACAACCACACCUACACCCCGACACAUGCCCUCUCCACAACCAUACCUACACUCCGACACGUGCCCUCUCCACAACCACACCUACACCCCGACACAUACCCUCACCACAACCACACCUACACUCCGACACGUGCCCUCUCCACAACCACACCUACACCCCGACACGUGCCCUCUCCAUAACCACACCUACACUCCGACACACGCCCUCUCCACAACCAUACCUACACUCCGACACGUGCCCUAUCCACAACCACACCUACACCCCGACACGUGCCCUCUCCACAACCCGGCAUACCUACACUCCGACACGUGCCCUCUCCACAACCACACCUACACCCCGACACGUGCCCUCUCCACAACCACACCUACACUCCGACACGUGCCCUCUCCACAACCACACCUACACCCCGACACGUGCCCUCUCCACAACCACACCUACACUCCGACACACGCCCUCUCCACAAUCACACCUACACUCCGACACGUGCCCUCUCCACAACCACACCCACUCUCCGACACGUGCCCUCUCCACAACCAUGUCUCCACCCCGACACGUGCCCUCUCCACAACCAUGUCUCCACCCCGACACGUGCCCUCUCCACAACCACACCUACACUCCGACACGUGCCCUCUCCACAACCACACCUACACUCCGACACGUGCCCUCUCCACAACCAUGUCUCCACCCCGACACGUGCCCUCUCCACAACCAUACCUACACUCCGACACGUGCCCUCUCCACAACCACACCUACACUCCGACACGUGCCCUCUCCACAAACACACCUACACUCCGACACGUGCCCUCUCCACAACCAUACCUACACUCCGACACGUGCCCUCUCCACAACCACACCUACACUCCGACAUGUGCCCUCUCCACAACCAUACCUACACUCCGACACGUGCCCUCUCCACAACCACACCUACACUCCGACACGUGCCCUCUCCACAACCACACCUACACUCCGACACGUGCCCUCUCCACAACCACACCUACACUCCGACACGUGCCCUCUCCACAACCACACCCACUCUCCGACACGUGCCCUCUCCACAACCAUGUCUCCACCCCGACACGUGCCCUCUCCACAACCAUGUCUCCACCCUGACUCGUGCCCUCUCCACAACCAUGUCUCCAGCCCGACACGUGCCCUCUCCACAACCAUGUCUCCAGCCCGACACGUGCCCUCUCCACAACCAUGUCUCCACCCCGACACGUGCCCUCUCCACAACCAUGUCUCCACCCCGACACGUGCCCUCUCCACAACCAUGUCUCCACCCCGACACGUGCCCUCUCCACAACCACACCUACACUCCGACACGUGCCCGCUUCAAGAGUUGGGAAACGAAAAGAACCCCAAACAGUUCAGCGAGGCAUAG
This is a messenger RNA of Haliotis rufescens (red abalone), 2880 nucleotides long. Its product is annotated as mucin-2-like. The transcript has a single exon. Bases 1 to 2880 code for a protein of 959 amino acids. The record is from RefSeq and is a predicted model, not a curated record. Lineage: Eukaryota; Metazoa; Mollusca; Gastropoda; Lepetellida; Haliotidae.